AUCACCCCCACACACACACACCCAACAGGAGCCCUCUCAUCACCACCUGUGCUUCACAGACCCCAAACAUGACUUUCAACGGCACCUGGAAAGUAGACCGCAACGACAACUAUGAGAAGUUCAUGGAACAACUGGGCGUUAACAUGGUGAAGAGGAAGCUGGCUGCCCAUGACAAUCUGAAGAUCACCAUUGAGCAGACUGGAGACAAAAUGAAGGUCAAGGAGAGCAGCAACUUCCGAACUCUGGACAUAGAUCUCACAUUUGGCGUCCCCUUCGAGUAUUCCCUGGCUGAUGGAACCGAGCUGUCUGGAUCAUGGUUCAAUGAGGGAGAUACAAUGAUGGGCACAUUCACAAGGAAAGACAAUGGCAAAGUCCUCACAACGACAAGAACUCUUGUUGAUGGCGAGAUGGUUCAGAGCUACAACUAUGAUGGUGUGGACGCCAAGAGGAUCUUCAAGAAGUGUUAAAAGAAGUUCCAUUUCAUCCUGGUGUCUGUCAGACGCUGACAAGAAGAGAGCAGUCCGGCCCUUAGAUUGUGUGACACAGACUGGCACGGGGAGAACUAUUUUUUCCCCUCUUAUUUGAAAGACUGCCACACACAAUGGUGGCUGAGAUAUUCUUCUACAGUGCUUUUAUAACAAGUUUCCAGAUGUACUUCAUUCAGCCAUGCACUGUUCACAGCGCACAGACAGCAAACCAAACAACUUGUACUGCAUUUUGAUAUGAAAUGACAAGAUAUUGUUGAGUCAGUGUGCGUUUUGAUAUUAAGUGGAAAUAAAUGGGGAGAAAAAGUG
This is a messenger RNA of Engraulis encrasicolus (European anchovy), 794 nucleotides long. It is a transcript of the gene fabp2, whose product is annotated as fatty acid binding protein 2, intestinal. The transcript has 4 exons. Gene Ontology annotation, molecular function: long-chain fatty acid binding. NCBI's taxonomy places the organism in Eukaryota, Metazoa, Chordata, Actinopteri, Clupeiformes, Engraulidae. The record is from RefSeq and is a predicted model, not a curated record. Gene Ontology annotation, biological process: fatty acid transport. The coding region runs from base 69 to 467 and encodes 132 amino acids. Gene Ontology annotation, cellular component: cytosol; nucleus.